This is a messenger RNA of Stegastes partitus (bicolor damselfish), 3145 nucleotides long. RefSeq names its product RAB9B, member RAS oncogene family (gene rab9b). Gene Ontology annotation, biological process: Rab protein signal transduction; retrograde transport, endosome to Golgi. Gene Ontology annotation, cellular component: phagocytic vesicle; late endosome; lysosome. Gene Ontology annotation, molecular function: GTP binding; GTPase activity. The coding region runs from base 125 to 733 and encodes 202 amino acids. Lineage: Eukaryota; Metazoa; Chordata; Actinopteri; Pomacentridae. The transcript has 2 exons. The record is from RefSeq and is a predicted model, not a curated record.
AGGUGAGCAGGGCACAUCCCGAAACACUAACCACCAGGAGCAGGGCUAAGUUGACCCUGGUCUGCCACCAGGUGCACAGGCCUGUAACCCUGCGAGGAGGCCUAGCUGGGUGGAAGGAAGCAUAAUGAGUCAGAAGAACGUGCUGCUGAAAGUGAUCUUGCUCGGAGACGGUGGAGUGGGCAAGUCCUCCUUGAUGAACCGUUAUGUUGCUGACCGUUUUGACUCCCAGUCCUUUCAUACCAUCGGUGUGGAGUUCCUUAACCGGGUCUUGGAGGUGGACGAGCGCUUGGUCACCCUCCAGAUCUGGGACACAGCGGGUCAGGAGCGUUUCAAGUCACUACGCACGCCUUUCUACCGAGGCGCCGACUGCUGCCUGCUCACGUUUGCGGUGAACGACCUGCAGAGCUUCCAGAACCUUGGCUGCUGGAAGAAGGAGUUCAUGUACUACUCUGAUGUCAAAGACCCUGAGCGGUUCCCUUUUGUGGUACUUGGCAACAAGGUAGACAUGGAACAGAGGGAGGUGGGGGAGGAAGAAGCGCGGGCCUGGUGUGAAGAGAACGGCUGCUGUCCUUACUUUGAGACCAGCGCUAAAGAUGACACUAAUGUCACGGCUGCAUUCGAGGCAGCUGUCAGAGAGGUUCUGGCUGCUGAGGACCAGAUCGACCAUGCGCUGUUGAGUAGUACUAUCGAUCUCCAUGGCAACCGCAAAACCUCUCGUACGUCUUGCUGCUGAUUGCGCAGGUGUGAUUCCACGUCCUAAUCUGUCUGGUUGAAACCUGCCUGUGGUAGUUUUAAGAGCCAGUCAGGUAUUGCGUAUGGUACGUGUACUAUAGGUACAAGGUACUGAGUACAGUAUCCCCUAAAGAUAAUAUGGAUAAGAUACAGCUGCUGUGAGGAGGAUGGUUUCAGGGAUUCAGCUGGUGUCUAGAUUGUUGAAUUAUUGCUCCCACCAAGGUACAGAUAUACUCUAACAGGCACACUCAUCUAUUGUGCUUUAUCUGCUUUCAGUGAUAUUGCACAAUGUUUUUACCCAGCCUCAACUUUGUCUUUGCCUAUGCAGGAGUUAUUCAAAACAGUGCAUCCAAAGCAUUUAAUCAAAAAUAAAUUAUCAGAAAUUAAAUACAGUAAAACAAUAAUAUACCAGUCCUUUUUUUGAAGAGCACACUCUACACUCUAGAGUUUUAGAAGGACUGACAACAACUUUACAUAAUUUUUUAUUACAUAUGUCAGCAGUGGUUGGAGAGAUAAUGUAUUUUUCUGACACAGACCCUGCCUGUGAAUGGCACCGUUCCCAAUCCAGGCAAAUAUUGAGCUCGUAAAUCCCAAUAUCAGUCAGAUAGCAUGCUUCAAGGUACGAGGAAUUUCAAUGAUUGCUGCACUCAAAUGAAAGACGACCUUGUUUGUCUUUAAUGAGAAGGGAAUUGUGAGCUUUAAUUCUGCAGCUCUGACUGUGAGCUUAUGGUACGAGCAAUUGUGGCACUCUUAUUCAUUGAACUAUAUAUUUUUACCACUGCACAACAUUGUAGCGGGACAUGUCAGGGAAGCAGCCAUUAUUGUUAUUUUUUCUGUAAUUUAUGUACACGGGACUGUUUACCAGGCAAAGUGAGGUCAGUUUUUUUCCCCUCAAAACUCAGAAGUAUUAUUGCUUUUGCUACUGUUGAUAAAGUUUUUAUUUCUCUGUGAAGCACACUUCUGUCCUUAAAAGUGUUCAUUUUUACAGAUUUCAUUACAUUUUGUCUAAUAUUUACAUUGGGCUUCAGUGUUUGAUCAGGGACAGAUUAAAGUCCUUUGUCCUGAUGAGCAGAGGAGGUUCUAAUUAUUAACGGCAUCUCUGUAAUCCUGUGUCUGCCUUGUUGAUUGCAUAGUAGGCCUUAACAUUCCAGUCUUUUAGCUUUGCCCAUUCUGAGGGUGUCCUGUGCUUUACUGAUGUAUGACAUUCGCCUUGUGCUGUCAGUCUAGUCAUUAUAGGUUUCAACUGAAUGUGCAAAAAGCUGGAGCACAGCCAUUACUUCUAAUGUGUGGAGUGUGCCUCACCUCCCCUAACCAUUCAUACAGUUUUGAGUGAAACAUACAACUGAGUGUUCUGACAACUUAAUGUUUACUUACUAUUUGUUUUCAGCUGGAUGGUACUUUACUAUCUAUCAUACAAACAGGUUUACUUGUACAUUUGACUUUUGUUCCUUUGGCUUCACUGCUGUUGGCCAAAGGGCUUUUGUUGUUUAUAUGGUUUGGAAAAAAAAUAUGGCUGGUGUUCACUUUUUCAAACUAAGGCCGACAUAGUCUGAAUUCAAUCGUCUUCAAUAUUUUGAUUUCAGAAUAGGACUUUACAUGGCAUAUUCUCAAACAAACAAUAAUGUUGCAUGAAGAAGAUGUCAAAAAUUGGAUCAUGUUUCAUGUGCGUGCAAACUAAAGAUAAACAUUGUAAGAGCUUCACUGUGAAAGUGAACCAAAAUCAAUCAGGUACUGUCAUAUUUACUCAUUACAUGGUCCUUGUGGUAUAUAAGCUAACAGUAUAUGGUGUGUUUGAGUACUGGUCCUCACAACUCACGAGAGAAACUUCAACUGUGAACUGAGAAGGGAAUUUUAAGAAAGUCAGGCUGCAAAAAUGUUAGCUUAUUGUUUGUCAGUGUUAAAGUUUUCUUGAUGGAAUGAAAUGUUUUGCCUCCUUACAAUACCGUUUUAGUUUCUAUCCUGUUCAGAUAAUGUAGCCUACCACAGUGUUUACCUGAAAUCCAACUUCCCUGGGAAUCCGAUAUUUAUGAACUCGUAGCAUAACCCUACAGUACGUCGCUUUCAUGAUGCUGUCUAUUAUCACUGCAACCCUGUCUAAUGUCAGUAUUUUUGCUGUAAUAUUUAUGAAUGUAAAAACUAAUUUCUGUGGGCUGUCCAUGUUAAUGGCUUAUGUAAAUUGCAAAGGGCAUUCAUUUUAUAAUAAUGUACGAAAUGACACUGACCGUCUGUUUCACUCAGUGUUCAACCCAUGAGCGUGAUUAAAGCUGUGUGAAAGUUAGACUGUUCAUCUUGAUUAUGUGUUGAUCUAAUGGACAACUUCCACUACUCCUCUUUUUGCACUAUCGAGGAGACGACUGCGGUGAAUACUCUCCAGUGCUUGGCUACAAAUAAAACAUGCAACAUACCAAAUGAA